Molecule: messenger RNA, 2220 nt
Organism: Rhinopithecus roxellana (golden snub-nosed monkey)
Lineage: Eukaryota; Metazoa; Chordata; Mammalia; Primates; Cercopithecidae
Gene: ECHDC3
Product: enoyl-CoA hydratase domain containing 3
Exons: 5
Coding region: 785-1684 (299 amino acids)
Cellular component (GO): mitochondrion
Molecular function (GO): hydro-lyase activity
Source: RefSeq, a predicted model, not a curated record
AUAAUUAUCCUUGCUCUAUAAUUAUAACCUAGGAAAAACCAAGCCAUACAGAGAUAGGAGCUGAGGGGACAUAGUGAGAAGUGACCAGAAGACUAGAGUGUGAGCCUAUGCGCGGGUAGGGCCACCAGAGGGCUCCUUGGUCUAGCGGUAACGCCAGCGUCUGGGAAGAUGCCCAUUGCCAAGCAGACCAUGGUCUAGCAGUAGCGUCAGUGUCAAGGAAAAACACCCGCUACUUAGCCAACUGGGGAAGGGAGUCUCCCUUUCCCCAGAGUAGUUCAGAGAAAACCCUACUCCUCCACCUCUUGUGGAGGGCGUGACAUCAGUCAGGCCCUCCCACAGUUAUCCGGAGGCCUGACCAUCUCACUGUGAUGCUGUGCUUCAGCGGUCACGCUCCUAGUCCGCCUUCAUGUUCCAUCCUGUACACCUGGCUCUGCCUUCUAGAUAGCAGUAGCAAAUUAGUGAAAGUACUAAAAACCUCUGAUAUGAAGAAAUAAUGGCAUAGGCUGUGUCCUCUCUCUCUCUGUCUCUCCACCUCGGCUGCCAAACAGGGAAGGGCCCCCUGUCCAGUGGACACGUGAUUGAUGUGACCGUGUCAAUCAUUGGAGAUAACUCACACUCCUUACCCUGCCCCUUUUGCCUUGUACUCAAUAAAUAACAGCACGGCCUGGCAUUCAGGGCACUACUGGUCUCCGCGUCUUGGUGGUGGUGGUCCCCCGGGCCCAGCUGUCUUUUCUUUUAUCUCUUUGUCUUGUGUCUUUAUUCCUACAAUCUCUCCUCUCCGCACAUGGGGAGAAAAACCCACCGACUCUGUGGGGCUGGACCCUACAAAGAAGGACCGGCCAGAGAAGUACAAAACAACCAGGAGAGAAGAAGUCUGUCUCCAGAAGGAGGGAAUGAUCGAGAUGGCCAGUGGAUUUGGAUCUGGCAAUUAGGAGACGGUCGGAACAUCAUCUUGAGCAAUCCCAAGAAGAGGAACGCGUUGUCACUUGCAAUGCUGAAGUCUCUGCAGAGUGACAUUCUUCAUGACGCUGACAGCAACGAUCUGAAAGUCAUUAUCAUCUCGGCUGAGGGGCCUGUGUUUUCUUCUGGGCAUGAUUUAAAGGAGCUGACAGAGGAACAAGGCUGUGAUUACCAUGCCGAAGUAUUUCAGACCUGUUCCAAGGUCAUGAUGCUCAUCCGGAACCACCCUGUCCCCGUCAUUGCCAUGGUCAAUGGCCUGGCCACAGCUGCCGGCUGUCAACUGGUUGCCAGCUGCGACAUUGCCGUGGCCAGCGACAAGUCCUCUUUUGCCACUCCUGGAGUGAACAUCGGGCUCUUCUGUUCUACCCCUGGGGUUGCCUUGGCAAGAGCAGUGCCUAGAAAGGUGGCCUUGGAGAUGCUCUUUACUGGAGAGCCCAUUUCUGCCCAGCAGGCCCUGCUCCACGGGCUGCUCAGCAAAGUGGUGCCAGAGGCAGAGCUGCAGGAGGAGACCAUGCGGAUCGCGAGGAAGAUCGCGUCAUUGAGCCGCCCAGUGGUGUCCCUGGGCAAAGCCACCUUCUACAAGCAGCUGCCCCAGGACCUGGGGACGGCUUACUACCUCACCUCGCAGGCCAUGGUGGACAACCUGGCCCUGCGGGACGGGCAGGAGGGCAUCACGGCCUUCCUCCAGAAGAGAAAACCCAUCUGGUCACACGAGCCCGCGUGAGCGGAGGCAGAGGAAUGAGGCCCAUGGGCAGCGCCCAGGACCCCACCCUCCCCUCUGACCCCAACCCCACACUGCCUCUCAGCUUCAACAGGCAACAGACGAGCGGCUUUUGUGACUUGAUACUGGUGUCACAGCAUUUGGCCUACAUUAAAAGCCACGCUUUCAUGGUGAAAGACAAAAGGGGGAGUGACUGAGCUGUUGACCUCAGUGCAAGGCUGGUGAGCCCUGCAGCGGGCCAGCUAUGGCGGGAAGCCUGGCAUUUGGGGUGCUCCUUACAACAUCUUACGCAAGCGACCCCCCUGACAUAUAAGAAGGUGACAACCCAUGGAGGCAGGAAAGAAGGACACCAGCCUGACCCUUAUCCAAAACCUCCUCCUAGGCGGAGUUAAUCCUGGCUGCUCAGAAGAGGCAACACAUUUCAAAUCUCCAUGAGAUAUUCUCCACGCAGAAAAUCUUCUUGAUUCUAUAGCGAUGUAAUCAUGCCUAUGGCUUUGAAUAAUCUUAUGUGAUUUAAAUAAAUGUAAUCUUUACAGAGA